AUGCCUCGACUUGUACGCCGACAACCGCUUUCUGAGCGUCUCGCCAACUUCUUCAACCCUUGGGACUUUUUGCUAUGGAUCUCAGAAGAGAUUGACUCUAGCGACUGGGCUCAGCUAGAGAAGGAUUGGUCACAGCCUUUGGGAUUCGGCCUCAAUUUUGUGUUCUUGAUUGCUCGAGCAAACGUCGCUACAGGGACGAGCAGGGCGGAUUAUGAUAUUUUUGGAGAUGAUCGAAGUCGACUGUCUAUAUUGAGCUGGGCUGCUACUUUUGUCGUGCAUACUCUUACAUGGUUCUCGUUAGCGAACGCUUUUUACACAUUCUGGCGUAAACGGCGAUAUCGUCUCUUCGAAGCUUCGAUCGAUCGAACACCCGCGACACCAUCGGCACAGCGAGUAAAAGUCUCGUCGAAUCCGAUGUCCACGUCUCCAAUCAGUUACAUUCGCAAUAUUCUGGCGGGCGAGACGGCCGAGUCGCGACGACAUCCCGAUCCCAAGCGAGAUGUCUGGGAGAUCGCUGUCUGGGACCCGUUCCCAUUGUCACUGCGUCUCUUAUGCUCGUUCAGUCCGGGCCAUGUGCUUGUCUACUGGCUGUUCCUGCCAACACUACCUACCGAUCCACGACCAAGUGUUACCAUUUUCACUACCAUUAUCCUUGCCGUUCUACUCACCGUCCAAAUGUCAUUCCUUUCAUCUUCAUUUUCUCAACAAUCCAAGGAUCUAGCGGUGGUACAUAAAGAAGUCAUGCACGAAUAUGACACUAAAUUUGUACACCCUCGAACUCAACCGUUAAUGCGAGAUGUGGGAGUUCAGUUCUCGGAAGAGCACGUUAGACAUGCAGGCUCGGAUGAGAAGUACAACCAAGUCGAACUCUGGACACCAACUCAUGUCAUCAACCGGGGCUUCAAAACGAGCCCAAACCCCAAUUAUCUUAGCCACGUUGAUCCCGAGUCAACAGGCAGACAGGUGUCGCCUUCUCGGCGGCAAUCGUUCAUGCCGACCAAUUCACAGGCUGGUACUCAACUUCAGACACCUAAUCAUUUACGAGACAACUCGCCGAUAGUUCAGACUCAGAAUCAGCUAUCGAACAYCCGCCAGCCGCAAUUCAGACCGCCAACGACUUCCACUGGUACGGGCGAUGGUGGUAGUCUCGGUAUAUACUCCCACGCCAACUCCCCUCUUCGAAAGUCAAUGUCUACGAAUUUUAUCGAGGACAGACAGAGAUCUACACCCAGCUUCAAUGAUAGGCUUGCCGCUUUGACACCUGCAAGGAAAGGCUCUAGUCCUUUGAAACGUACCAGUACGCCUGGAGGAAUCACUUCAUCGUCUGUUGCACAGCCGCGUUGGGGACAUUUAAAUGAAACUCACCGUCGAGAAAGUGGGCGAUUCUAG
Molecule: messenger RNA, 1389 nt
Organism: Talaromyces amestolkiae
Lineage: Eukaryota; Fungi; Ascomycota; Eurotiomycetes; Eurotiales; Trichocomaceae
Exons: 2
Coding region: 1-1389 (462 amino acids)
Biological process (GO): maintenance of rDNA; regulation of exit from mitosis
Source: RefSeq, a predicted model, not a curated record